Candoia aspera is the source of this 693-nucleotide messenger RNA. RefSeq names its product inducible T cell costimulator ligand (gene ICOSLG). Lineage: Eukaryota; Metazoa; Chordata; Lepidosauria; Squamata; Candoiidae. The record is from RefSeq and is a predicted model, not a curated record. Gene Ontology annotation, cellular component: external side of plasma membrane. Gene Ontology annotation, biological process: T cell receptor signaling pathway; regulation of cytokine production. Gene Ontology annotation, molecular function: signaling receptor binding. The transcript is spliced from 4 exons. Bases 1 to 693 code for a protein of 230 amino acids.
AUGGGCUCCCGCGAGCGCCUUCGAUUCUUGGUCUUGUUUCUUUUCGUUGGGAGAUAUGUAGCUGAAACAGAAAUUAUUGGCAUAAUAGGAAGCAGUGUUGAAUUGCAAUGCCAAUAUCCAGAAAAAGAACUGUUGAACUACAAUAGGAAUCGAAUAUUAUGGCAAAUAGAAGGCAGGUUUUCAUGCUACGUAGCUGGCCAUUUUCCUAAUGAAAAUAUGGAAGAACACCAAUGUGAACAAUUCAAACGACGGACUCUGUUAAGUGAGCCAAAACAAGGCAGUACUUCUUUGCAGCUGUCAAACAUCAGCAUAGCAGAUGAAUUGAUAUAUAUCUGCAUAAUACAGAAAAAUAUAAAUGGAGAGUUUAAACUCAUUUCUCAUGAAGCCAUAACACUCAAAGUGGCAGCAAAUUACAGCAAACCAGUUAUAACAGGUCCUGUGCAGUCUGGAGAAGAAAUGACAUUUAUGUGCAAUUCAAGCCAUGGCUAUCCAGAACAAAGGCUUUAUUGGGUAAAUGAAAUGGACAACAGCACCAUGAACACAACUGUGCAGAUCACCAAAGAACUUGAUGGGUCUUUCAGUGUAUUCAGUAUAUUAACGAUGAAAGCAGCUUCUGAUAUAAAGUUAGGGUGUACAAUUGAACAUAAGCAGCUGUGUCAAAAUAUUACUACCACAAGUAAGUUGAUUUUGUAG